Messenger RNA from Lottia gigantea (owl limpet), 594 nucleotides. RefSeq lists its product as hypothetical. The record is from RefSeq and is a predicted model, not a curated record. Bases 1 to 594 code for a protein of 197 amino acids. Gene Ontology annotation, molecular function: nucleosome binding; metal ion binding; ubiquitin-protein transferase activity. Gene Ontology annotation, biological process: double-strand break repair. The transcript has 3 exons. Gene Ontology annotation, cellular component: site of double-strand break; nucleus. NCBI's taxonomy places the organism in Eukaryota, Metazoa, Mollusca, Gastropoda, Lottiidae.
AUGGCUUAUUCUGCUGUCCAAAAUUCGUCUGCUGUUACUUUGGAAGAUUGUACGUGUCCAAUAUGUAUGUCGAUACUGAUCCAGCCUGUGACGAUGCCAUGCACUCAUGAACUAUGCAUGCCAUGUUUUCGAAAGACCGUCGAGGAAGCCAAUUUAUGUUGUCCGAUGUGUCGGCUUCGAAUCGCAACCUGGGCCCGAUUGUCAACAAAGCAAAAAACUUUGGUUAAUGAAAUUCGUUGGAAGCAAAUUCAGACUUUAUUCCCUGAGAAAGUAAGGAGGAGACAAGAAGGUAAAGAUGACGAUGAUGGAGACCUCAAUGAUGAAGAUGAGCCAAUACAUCAUCCUAUUGUUAAUAUUGCUGAACCUGGAGAGAUUAGAAAAGAAUAUGAAGAACAGUUGGAAAGGUUAGAGAAACAGAGAGAAGAAGAGAGAAGUAAAGAAGAGGCUGAAAGUGCUGAUCUUAUUAAAAAGUUACAACGUGAAGAAGAAGAACGAGCUAGAGAAUUAGAAAGACAAGCUGAGGAACAAAGAAUAAAAGAUGAAGAAAUAGCUAGAAAACUUGCUGAAUCAGCAGAGGUAAGUGUAUAUUUGUGA